GAGUUGGGGAAGAGAGAGGAAAAGGAGCAAAGUAAUACGAGCAGAGAGAGAAAUCAGGACUCGCUUUUUUCGAUAGACUACAACCAAAAAGGAAUAAGUGUAGGAUUACAGGAGUUAGCGCCUGGAAGUUGACCGUAAGCUUGUAAAAUGUCUAUUUUCAUGGAGAACGGACUUUAUUUCCCAGAGGAGGAGUCUAAUGACAGAGGGAUUGAGAAUGAGGUCCCUGGAUUAGACUAUCUAGAGGACGCCUCUCGCUCUGUAGAACUGGUCAGGGAGGAGGGGAGAGAUGGACAGCUAGCCAGCUUUGGGUUUACUCUUGUUCAAGAUAAACCUCCUCGUGUUGGGACCGUCAUUCCUGGUGGACCAGCAGACAGGGCCGGCCUCAGAAAAGGCGAGAUCGUUCUAAACGUGGCCGGGAAGGACGUGACUCGUUUAUCCCACAAAGAAGUUACCUUGCUGAUCCGUUGCAACACAGAUACGGCCAUUUGGCUCUCGGUCUGCGAGGCUGACGAAGCCCCAGGACUACAGUCUACCUCCUUCAUGUCUUCUAGCCCACAGAAGAGCUUCUACUCAAGCACUCCAAUACUUGUCUCUCAGCACGACGACCGUAGGUUUGGUGGGUCCGGCCUACACCACAAAGCCCUCAACAACAGUACUCUCCUUUCAUCUCUAGGAGGAAGGGAUGGAUACCAGUACAGCAGCAGUCCUAGGAACAAUGGACCCUCUCCCCUUGUUCACAAGAAAGCAAUGACACAGAAUGAUCCAGCCUACGUUGAGUUUGUUCCUCCUCCUCCUCCUAGCUCCUCAGGCUACAUCAUGACUAAGAUGUGGUGCAUGCUCCUAUACUGUGGGCCGGUUAAGAUACCCUCGACUUUUAUCCAGAGAGGAGUCAGCUCACAGUGCAUCCAAGAGUGCGCAAGGCAGUUACUUGGGAAGAGGAAGUCAGAUGAAUUCGUUAAAGUCCAUCUAGAAGUAUCCCAGAGCUACAUGAAGAUUACAAACACCAGUGGGAAUAUAUUUGCUAAGUAUAAGAGGGAUGGACUCUAUUACUGCGGACUAUGCAGUAAUGAUGAGCAGCACUUUGGUAUAGUCACGCUCGACCCAGAGACAAACUCGAGGGCUGACAUGUGCCAUGUCUUUAAGCUCCUUUCGGACAGCAAGCUAUCAAAGUACUGCAUCGACAAGUCUAAGUCCCUCCGAGAGGUUCGUAUUGGACAACCGACUCCUUUGAAAACGUGCGUCGAGAUAACAGAAAUCAUACAGACGAUAUUCCAGAACGAGGUCAUAUCAGCUGUGAGCCACAGGAAGAGUAUAGACGGAUUGAGCGACAGCAUUGAGUACGGGGUCGUACGUGGUGUCAACAUGUUCCAACUAGCCCCUGGGAGCAACGACUCCAUCGGUAGCCCAAUGGUCACCACCUCUCCCAUGCCUAAGCGCAAGAAGAGUGGCGUCAUUGACUUACGAACGAAUAAAAAGGACCAAAAGAUGUUACCUAGUAUAAUACCAGGUGCUCACGGUAAACAGAGGAGUAUUUCAAUCCCGAUCAACCCGUACGAGCAGAGAUCCCUAGCUCACACCAGCAGUGCAGGACAUGUCCACGAGCCGAUACAUGUUAGGAUGGGAAGCGAUGGAAGUGUCACAUCCUCUACCCACUCCCCCUCCUCUCUUCCUCGUAACCGCACCCUCCCUACGAUGCUUCUAAGAACUCACGCCCCCAGUGAUAAAGCUAAGCGUAUAUCGGACUGUAGCCUAUCGAGUGUCUCUUCUGAUGGACACAGGUCUCAUUCUGGCUCCUCGUCUCCGAAACACGGCUCCGGCUCUCCAACCCCCCAAGAGUCUCUACCUGUUAGACCUUUACCGAGAAGGCACUCACACCGCCACCCUCACGCUCUCCCCUCCUCUGCCCGCCCAGGGAUCACUGGUAGAGUUAGCGCAGGUAGUUCAGGAGGGAGUGGUUUAAAGCGACAGGGCUCAGCAAAUUCCUUAACCGAUCUUCCAGGUCUCUCCCCCUAUCAUCCUCUUGGUCUUCCUAAAAAGAACUCUCUCCUAAGCUCCAGUGUUGAUAGUAUCGUUACCAUAACAACGCUUGCUGAGGACGACAUUGUAGUAGGGCAGGUGGCUGGCUGGUGUGGGUCAUUCGACAAACUGCUUGAAGAUCCUCUAGGACUAAAGUGUUUUGAGCAAUUUCUGGAGAGAGAACACAGCGAGGAGAACAUUCAUUUUUGGAUAGACGUCAAACAGUUUAAAGUGACCCCAGAAUCAAACGUUUCAGAAGCCUCUAGACGUAUUUAUGAAGUGUAUUUGGCUCCUAAUGCCCCUCAAGCUAUUAAUAUUGAUGACAGGGUACACAAGGCAAUAGAGCCACUCCUGGAAACACCAACAAGACACAUGUAUAAUGAAGCACAGAAAGAAAUAUAUCGUUUAAUGAGAAUGGACAGUUAUACCAGAUUCAAAAAGUCCGAGAUUGUCAAGGAGUGUCUAUAUGCUGAGAUGGAAGGUCGGCCACUCCCAGUCUCACUAGAUGGUAAAUCCAGUCCGUCAGCGAGGAAAGAAGGGGGUGGAGUCAACGGUGUUGUUGGAUCUGGCGGAAAAAAGAAAACUUUCCUCAGUCGUAUUAAGAGUAUACCUGGCAAGUCUCUAACGACUCCAUUGCUGUCUCCAACUGGACCCUCAGCUGAACAUACUUUAUCAAGAAGUGCCGAGACUAAGAGAUCAAAGAAAGAAAGAAAAGUGUAA
This is a messenger RNA of Amphimedon queenslandica, 2736 nucleotides long. Its product is annotated as regulator of G-protein signaling loco-like. The record is from RefSeq and is a predicted model, not a curated record. Gene Ontology annotation, molecular function: protein binding; GTPase activator activity. Gene Ontology annotation, biological process: regulation of G protein-coupled receptor signaling pathway. The transcript is spliced from 10 exons. Gene Ontology annotation, cellular component: nucleus; cytoplasm; plasma membrane. The coding region runs from base 148 to 2736 and encodes 862 amino acids. NCBI's taxonomy places the organism in Eukaryota, Metazoa, Porifera, Demospongiae, Haplosclerida, Niphatidae.